UUGCGUUAUUGGGGCUGAUGUAAUCCUGUUAACCUUCUAGGGUUAGCGAACGAUGUUGUUGCCUCUCGCUGAUCAGUCAAUGGACGUGUGGUUCGUGGGAAGCGCAGUGCUAGGACAUAGUCUUCAUGUUGUUACUAUUGAUCUUAUCCUCCGAAGCCAAUUCGGUGAAUGUAAAUUUCCGAUGAUCAUCAGAUGAUGCCGAUUUAGAAUUUCCGCAUAAUGUAUAUAGGUGAACGUUGUCCAUUGAUAAUGGUUAAUAGGAUCGGUACUAACUCUCGGACAGCUAAUUCUCUGUGGCCGUUUUACCUCAUCUUCUGUUUUGCGAGUUUUGAAUACAGUGGCAGUAUGGCUUCCGUUUCCGUGGUAAGCUGUCCCCCUGCGACUACUGUUCGGUUGCCCUCUUUAGGUCUAGGCAAAUGUCUAGGGCGUGAUAGAUCUGCCGUAAUGCAGUUAGUAGCGGAGGUCCCUCGAUUUGGGACGACGUUGGUAAAGGUGGGUGCAUCAAGCUAGGCAGGAUCGAGUUAUGAUUGCCCUUUUCACUGCAUCGAACAUUAAAGAACUCUGGUAACUCCUCUCUGGCCGUGGCAUUCAGGGCAAUAGGAAGGAGGAGUUGUCUUAUAAUGGAGGAAAGUCCUCGAAUGUUCGUUUGACCCCGUUCGACUACCAUGGUCCGAUAUCCCAUUCGUGGGAAACAUCACGCGACAUCGGACUUGCAGCACACGAAGUCCCUUGAAUAUUUGGGGUGGUCACGUAUUAUCCUGGGAUUCGCUCGAAAAUCAGCCCCUAUGGAUUUGAGGACAAAGGGGCUCUCUUAUUCUGUGCACGUGAACGUAGCAAGUGUGUCCAAGUACUGUACGUUCGGUCACACAAGGCAGAAGCUGAGAUCGAACACCAGUCAUAAGUCAUGCUUUAUGAGUGAAUGCAGAUUGAUGAAAUCUCAGUAUGGGUCAGGUCGCGACUCUCAGGAUGAGGUUAUCGUCCAUCAUGAGAGCAAUGCUCCUCCCGUCUUACACAGAGGCCAAGCGUGGCAUCAAUACCUGUGGUACUAGGAUGUUCGUCCUCCCCUCCUCGCUUCCGAACCUAUCGGGGAGUAGUUCAAUGGGAUGUUACAUGACCCCUAACCGUGGGGGCCACAUGAUCAAGGAGAAGACGUAUAAUCAGUUAUUUGGUGGGG
Perkinsus marinus ATCC 50983 is the source of this 1174-nucleotide messenger RNA. RefSeq lists its product as hypothetical. The record is from RefSeq and is a predicted model, not a curated record. NCBI's taxonomy places the organism in Eukaryota, Perkinsozoa, Perkinsida, Perkinsidae. The transcript has 2 exons. The coding region runs from base 666 to 1049 and encodes 127 amino acids.